AACGAUAUGUCAUUAAAUGUUUUUAAUAUUGAUUGAGAAAUGGCUAAAACAACGCACGGCAAGCGAAAACCUUGGGUGAAAAAUCUCUAUUCGAAUCGCGAAUAUCCGGACAACUAUACGGAUGUGAGUUUCCUCAAGGAUUUGCGCACAAAUCUGCACGUUCGUCGUUAUACUCUGGGCGAAACAAUUGGCGGCAUAACCGUAUUGAAUAAUCAAAUUUCCUGCAUAACCGGCUUCCUGAUACUCUACCAUCUGAUGCUGAGCGAUAUGGUGGCACCGACCAGCAUCUUGGUGCCCACUUGCAUUAUCACAGCCAUUGGAUAUUUGUAUUAUCGUGGCAGCAGUUUGAGCAUGACGCUGCUUGGCGAGGAUUCCAAGACGCUCGUCACCGUGCUGCUAUUUGGUUACAUCUUUAGCCCAAUGCUGCACACACUGACCCAGGCCAUUAGCACAGAUACGAUUUAUACGACCACAUUCUUUGUGAUGCUCUUCAAUCUGAUGUUCACGGAUUACGGACUGGAUGUGGCCAUGGUAUCCAAGGCCAUAUCAUUGAAUGCUGCCAUCUUUGGAGCCAUCUGUUUGGCCUCCCGUCUGUCCACGUCGUAUCAUGCCUUUGUGCUGCUCGUGGAAGCUGCCAUCUUCUUUGUGCUGUAUCCCAUUAUGACGUCGGCCAGAUGGCAUCCGUAUUGCAUGGUGCCCAUCUUUACCAUAUGCUGCGGAGCACUCUAUAUUAUAUCCCGACCAGUGCUCUAUCUAUAUGCCUGCUCCACGCUCUUCAUCAAUUUCGUCUGUCCGUUUAUAUUCGUGCGGCAGCAGCGCUACAAGUUCAACAUCCACGGUCCCUGGGAUGAGGCAAUUGUGGAGGAGAACACUGAAGAGAAUCUCGAUGAGAAUUUAUAGCGCCAGCUUCGCUUCUCAGAGAUGCAAAGCAUCGAUGAUGGGGAGCAUAUCUUAGACUAUUAACUUUUAAAUUAUUUUUAAGCACUUUACACUUGUAAUAUAAACAUAUAUUUUGCCCAUUCCAAUUUAAUGAGCUUUACUAAGCAGCUAUUCUUUUCUUUUUGAAAUUUUUAUUAAACUUGUUAUAUAGCUAAAUAAUUCUGUAAAUAAAACAAAAUGUUAAAAUGCAAUUUAUACAUGUAAAGAUUAAAA
Messenger RNA from Drosophila innubila, 1152 nucleotides. RefSeq names its product phosphatidylinositol N-acetylglucosaminyltransferase subunit C (gene PIG-C). Gene Ontology annotation, biological process: GPI anchor biosynthetic process. The transcript has a single exon. Lineage: Eukaryota; Metazoa; Arthropoda; Insecta; Diptera; Drosophilidae. Gene Ontology annotation, cellular component: membrane; glycosylphosphatidylinositol-N-acetylglucosaminyltransferase (GPI-GnT) complex. Bases 40 to 900 code for a protein of 286 amino acids. The record is from RefSeq and is a predicted model, not a curated record.